Molecule: messenger RNA, 1827 nt
Organism: Acanthosepion pharaonis
Lineage: Eukaryota; Metazoa; Mollusca; Cephalopoda; Sepiida; Sepiidae
Source: the annotation of a GenBank genome assembly
AUGGUCACAUUCGGAUUGAACUUUGAAAAAGAAGUUAUUUAUCUUAAUGUCUUCUGCCUCCUCUCUGUAUCUAUUUUGUACCUCCUUCACUUUGUACAUCUAUUGUUUCGCCUUCCCCUCUCUCGGUACCACAAUCUACCUCGAGGUAACUUGUGCCACUACUCUCUCUCUCUCUUUGUAUCCUGUGCCAACGCUCUCUCUCUCUCUCUCUCUCUUUGUAUCCUGUGCCAACGCUCUCUCUCUCCAUCUCUGUAUCCUGUGCCAACGCUCUCUCUCUCCAUCUCUGUAUCCUGUGCCAACGCUCUCUCUCUCCAUCUCUGUAUCCUGUGCCAACGCUCUCUCUCUCCAUCUCUGUAUCCUGUGCCAACGCUCUCUCUCUCCAUCUCUGUAUCCUGUGCCAACGCUCUCUCUCUCCAUCUCUGUAUCCUGUGCCAACGCUCUCUCUCUCCAUCUCUGUAUCCUGUGCCAACGCUCUCUCUCUCCAUCUCUGUAUCCUGUGCCAACGCUCUCUCUCUCCAUCUCUGUAUCCUGUGCCAACGCUCUCUCUCUCCAUCUCUGUAUCCUGUGCCAACGCUCUCUCUCUCCAUCUCUGUAUCCUGUGCCAACGCUCUCUCUCUCCAUCUCUGUAUCCUGUGCCAACGCUCUCUCUCUCCAUCUCUGUAUCCUGUGCCAACGCUCUCUCUCUCCAUCUCUGUAUCCUGUGCCAACGCUCUCUCUCUCCAUCUCUGUAUCCUGUGCCAACUCUCUCUCUCCAUCUCUGUAUCCUGUGCCAACGCUCUCUCUCUCCAUCUCUGUAUCCUGUGCCAAUCCCUCUCUGUAUCCCUGUGCCAACGCCCUCUCUGUAUCCUGUCCCUCUCUGUAUCCUGUGCCAACGCCCUCUCUGUAUCCUGUGCCAACGCCCUCUCUGUAUCCUGUGCCAACGCUCUCUCUGUAUCCUGUGCCAACGCUCUCUCUGUAUCCUGUGCCAACGCUCUCUCUGUAUCCUGUGCCAACGCUCUCUCUGUAUCCUGUGCCAACGCUCUCUCUGUAUCCUGUGCCAACGCUCUCUCUCCAUCUCUGUAUCCUGUGCCAACGCUCUCUCUCUCCAUCUCUGUAUCCUGUGCCAACGCUCUCUCUCUCCAUCUCUGUAUCCUGUGCCAACGCCCUCUCUCUGUAUCCUGUGCCCAACGCCCCUCUCUGUACGCCCUCUCUGUAUCCUGUGCCAACGCCCUCUCUGUAUCCUGUGCCAACGCCCUCUCUGUAUCCUGUGCCAGCAACUCUCUCUGUAUCCUGUGCCAACGCUCUCUCUGUAUCCUGUGCCAACGCUCUCUCUGUAUCCUGUGCCAACGAUCUCUCUCUGCCAAGUCGAUCUCUGUAUCCUGUGCCAACGCUCUCUCUCUCCGUAUCCUGUGCCAACGCUCUCUCUCUCCGUAUCCUGCGCCACUAUCCCCUCUCUCUCUCUCUCUCUAUCCUGCGCCACUAUCCCCUCUCUCUCUCUCUCUCUAUCCUGCGCCACUAUCCCCUCUCUCUCUCUAUCCUGCGCCACUAUCCCCUCUCUCUCUCCUGCGCCACUAUCCCAUCCUCUCUCUAUCCCAUAUCCCCUCUCUCUCUCUAUCCUGCGCCACUAUCCCCCUCUCUCUCUCUAUCCUGCCACUAUCCCCCCCCUCUCUCUCUCUCCUGCGCCACUAUCCCCCCCUCUCUCUCUCUCUCCUGCGCCUAUCCCCCUCUCUCUCUCUAUACUGCGCCACUAUCCCCUCUCUCUCUCUAUACUGCGCCACUAUCCCUCUCUCUCUCUCUAUCCUGCCACUAUCCCCCUCUCUCUCUCUCUAUAUAUAUAUAUAUAUAUAA